UUUUAUUUUUCUUCCUCUUUUUCUCUCGGCCAUGCGCGGUUUCGUUUCCGACCUGAUUGAUGCGAUCGCUGACGCGCUGUCGCGACCUUUCUCCUCAUGUGACCACACCGUGUUACAGCUUUAGCUCCGCGAGAGAUUCGCGUGGAUCGAUCACGUACAGCAUGACUUGGACCCUGCGGACUGUAAAGCGGACGAACGUUUUCUGCUGCUGGACAAACGAUGUGGCGCCGUGCGUUUGGCACGGACCGGGGACUCCGCUUCACUUAGCGUCGGGAUCACGUCAGUGCAUCAGCAUCCAGCCAGGUGAGGUGAGGACAAGGACAAGAUCGGCAUCUCCCCUAUUUGUCCAUCAACAAAACCAAAUGCCUCGGUGCCGGCCACCCACAGGCCACCUCAACCACGACGGGCGCCAAACAAUAAAAGUCUUGGCCCAGUGUCCCUCAGACAGCCUGCACAAAGCAAAUAUUUGAGGCCAUUAUAUCUAAUUUCUCCGUGCAGCUGUCACUGAAAGGAUCAACAGUGAAGGGUGUUGUUGGGAGAUAAAAAGGAGAGAAGAAAAAGUGGGGGAGGAAAAAAGUAACCCUUUCAAAGUGCACCCUGCAUGCUAUUUCUGCUGGGCUGUGGGCAGAGAGCGUCUCAUUUGGGAGUGCUUUUGGCUGACAAAAAAAGCACGUCCCUGUGCCCUGCCUUCCUAUCCAAAUGCCUGUGUAAAUACUGGAUAGAGAUAUCAAUUUGUCUUGGCUCUGACAAGAGACUGUUUGCUAUCUAUAGAAAAAGGUUAAAACAAACUUGGACUCUGUGGUCUCCUGAAUUGCUACUUGUCUAUUACCCUUCAAGGAAGAUUCAAGAGCUGCGAGGAGCGGGAUGAGAGCCGCCCCAGUUUUCUACACUUAAAAACCUGUAAACAGCCUCACGAGUAUUGAAAUCUUCACAGGGCCAACAAGAUCUAACUUGGGGAAACUGUGAUUCUUUGAGCGGCUGCAGUUUUGAUGUCUUUUCCAGCUUGGUGAGUCAACAUGAAACCCCUAACACCGAUUGGAUCGCCGUCUCCUCUGAGGCUGCUCAACAAGGGUCCAGACUACCUGCGCAGGCAGAUUGAUGGCGGGGGCCAUGGCCGCACAAUCAGCGCAGUGGAGAGGCUGGAGGCGGACAAAGCCAAAUAUGUGAAAAGCCAGCAGGUGAUUAACACCAAACAGGAGCCUGUUCUGGUGCCCUGUGCCACACCACCACCGCAACACCGGCGUGGUGUUGCCAUCUCGGGUAGCCUGACCCCUAAUCUUCCUCCAUGUAGUUCGUCCAACACCCCCUUCACCACGCUGUCGGGCUCCUUCACUUCACGAGAUCAAUAUGAAAAUGAUGACUCCAGAAAGGAGAACAGGCGGACUUCUGUUGACACCGAGACACGUAACAGGAGCAAUGUGAACAAUGCACUGCCUCCAAGCCCCAGGACACCUGGAAUUAACGCCUUUGUAGCGCCGCACAGUGCUCCUGUACUCAGGAGAAACACAGGCAAACGCAUGCUGAGGCCAGACUCCCUCGUCAUCUACCGGCAAAAGAAAGAGUGCAAAAGCCCCAGUGGCGCAGCGUUGGGCGAUAACAACAUGGAAGUUAAGGGAUACAGUUUUGUCCGCCGCCUCUUUCAGGGCUCCAUGAGGGAGAAGAGCAGUGGAGGUGAAGGCAGAAUUCAGAAGAUGGUGAUCAGUGAAGAGAAAGCACCAUCACGGGAUGGGGACUCCCGCAUGUCUUGGACCAAUGACAAAGAAACUGUUAAUGGUGGACCAGGGAGCAGGAGGUCGAGUAAAACGGACCAAGAACGUAGCCCGGGCUCCAUCCCUAGUCCUGGGUUAAGCUGCACACUUGAAUGGACUAAGAGUGGAUUUACAGAUAGUACCAGUGAAGAAGUUAACAAUGGCAUCACCAAUGGAAACUACUCAAGUAACCAUGAUGACGAGAAUGACCCAUGGAAGCGGGCAUCCCCUCCACCAGCACCCAGAAGGCAGUUUGGGGAGUUGCGUCGCUCCAAGUCAGACCUGCGUCUGCGCUGCUCUGUAGCAUUAUCAGAGCAGGAGCAUUUCUUUGAUUUCUGCGGACUGGAUGUGGACUUGAUCAAGCGCCUGGGCCGUGAGAAUUUCCUUUCUGGGGCCAGCUCCAUAGACACACUCUCGUUGGCCCUCCGCAGUGUGGGUGGGGACGGCUGCGGUGGCUCAGAGCCCAGUGAGUUCUCCCGCCACUCAGGAGACGGCCUGUUUCAAGAGGAGGUGGCUGAGCAGCUUCCCACUGGGGUGUCAAUCAUCGAGAGGAACGCCCGUGUCAUAAAGUGGCUUUAUGGUUGUAAGAACGCUGCUAAAGAGGGACCCAAAGAGUCUACUGUUUAAUAUGAAGAAAAGGAACCAUGUGCCAUGGAGUGCUGAGAAACUGAAGUUGUUAUUUCUUGUGAAACUCUCGGUUCUGCAGACUUCUGCCCUUUGUGCAGACAUUUGCCACCGAAAUUCACCAAAAGCCAAAAGUAAAGGCAUUUCACUUGAACUUAAAAAUCAACAUUCAGAAUGGGCUGUGAUUAGCAGGCCACACACAAGGGAAAAGAAGGAUCUGGUUCUAUUUUUGAGCUGCAAGGAGAAAUGCAAGUCAAGGCGACUGAGCUUUGCUGGGCGAAGCUGCCGGCAAAGUGUGAUUUUUCUUUUACAUUUCAAAUGUGAAUCAGGGACCAUUGGUUUUGUUUCAGCUGCUCAUAUCUGUGUUAGCAUUCCAUGGCACAUAGUUACCUUUGCUCCUUUUGUUCUUCCCGACUCCAAAGAGGCUGUUUCUUCAAAUAAGAGGACUGCUUCUAGUUAUCAUGUGUCAAAUUGAUAUGUUGUAUUUAUAGAUCCUGUGGAAGUAUUGUUUGGGUGAAGACUGACCUAACUGGCUAAUGGAAGAUUUUCUCCGGGCAAAAUGUUUUUUUAUAUCUGUAUGUGCGCGCAAGUGUGUGGGUAUGUUUGUGGAGUGGACAUUGCCGUCUUCUUCAUUCAGUUAUUGACACAACCAUAUUCAGAACUGAUCUGAAAUCAGCCUCCGUGACCCCUGACAAGGCACAUAAAUCUGUCAUGACAAAGUGGACACAGUUUCGUGUCCUUGACUCCCUACUCUCUCCCUUAAUGACUAAUUUAAAAUGGAAAACCAACCAAGCUGUGUUUUUUCUGAACUGGAAAACUGUUGUGUGAGUGUGAAAUGAACCAUGAGUACCUCAUUCGGAUCUGUCCCAGUUUAGUUUGUGUGUUGGCUUCUUUUUUUUUUUUUUUUUUUUUACUUAAACGCAGGCGUUGGAACAAACAUGCAAGGCACCCCUGUGGGGUUGUUAAUGCACUGAACUGGACAGGGGGCGAGAGGAAAUGAAAGAUACAGCUGUGAGUCUUUUCAGAGAUUCAUCACGUAUAAUGUUAAACACUGAGCUGGAUUCAAAGGAGCACCUGCAUCAUGGGAGACGAGGAGCCAUGCCUCACCAGUAGAUCUCAUAAUUCUCAUCUCAUUAUUUUUUAAAGAGGGUCAAUUCACACACAUUGUCCAAUAAUCACUUGUGACACAGUUAUUGAUUAACACAGCUAAUGCUUCAUGCCUGUUCUCUGCUCACUGCUGUGUAAGCUGCAGAGCUGCUGCAGAGUCAAAUUAAACUUUGGAAAGCAAAUAUUUACACAUUUAGAAUUCAAAUCUCACAAAAGAAGUUCCAAAAACUUAAAAUAAUAUAAUAAAAAUAAUAUAUUGACUCUCCAAUAGUAAAGUUCAAGUCGUCAGACACUUUAUGCUUGAGGACGUUACUUUCACCAACAGUUUACAGAUGUUUAACCUCCACAGCUGGCCCAGUCAGCCUGUUUCCCAUCAAAACAAGCAGGAGAGGCUGAAGCCGCCCUCCUCUCUCUGAUAACUACAGAUCCAACCUCACUUCAUCCAUCUUCCAGUGAUGGUCACGUUAUCUCCACAAAAGGUCAUUUCCAUUGCUUGGCCUGGAGGAUGCCACUGAAAUAUGAACGUAGGGGUCUGCAGUGGUAUGUGGAGGUUAACACAGAGUAAUACUGAACACAAGGGCACGAUAUAUUUGCGUAUGUGAUAAAUUAAGAACAAUGUUUUUUUCUGUAUUCAUCUUGACCAUGGCACACCCCCCUGAAACUCCUUCAAACUGGACUUUUGCUUUAUAUCUCCCUGUUGAAAAGCGUUUGGUUGCAUGUUUACAAAGUGGCUCCGUAACUUAUGAAUCUUUUUUUCAUUUCGUAUAUUUUAAGAGAGAUUUUGAUUUUAUUCCAAAGAGACGUGUGUAUGAUAAACACAAACAAAUAAAUAUUUGUGUGAAGGUCA
This is a messenger RNA of Scophthalmus maximus (turbot), 4326 nucleotides long. It is a transcript of the gene fam110d, whose product is annotated as family with sequence similarity 110 member D. NCBI's taxonomy places the organism in Eukaryota, Metazoa, Chordata, Actinopteri, Pleuronectiformes, Scophthalmidae. Bases 1017 to 2375 code for a protein of 452 amino acids. The record is from RefSeq and is a predicted model, not a curated record. The transcript has 2 exons.